AUGGCUAGAACUAAGUAGACUGCAAGAAAGAGUACUGCUGGCAAUAAAAAGCCCACAAAACAUUUGGCCACCAAAGCUGCAAGAAAAACAGCACCAGCCGUUGGAGCUACAGGAGGUUUGAAAAAGCCACACAAAUUCAGACCAGGAACCGUUGCCCUUAGAGAAAUCAGAAAAUACCAAAAAUCAACAGAACUCUUGAUCAGAAAACUCCCAUUUUAACGAUUGGUCAGAGAAAUUGCACAUGAAUUCCAAAAGGAACUCAGAUUCUAAAGUUCAGCUGUUUUAGCACUCUAAGAGGCAGCUGAAGCUUAUCUUGUUGGAUUAUUUGAAGACACCAACUUAUGUGCAAUUCAUGCAAGAAGAGUUACAAUAAUGUCAAGAGAUAUUUAAUUAGCUAGAAGAAUCAGAGGAGAAAGAUUUUGAUUAAAUCAUAAUAAAUUCAAUUAAUAUUGAUAUUCUCUUAA
This is a messenger RNA of Paramecium tetraurelia, 464 nucleotides long. RefSeq lists its product as uncharacterized. NCBI's taxonomy places the organism in Eukaryota, Ciliophora, Oligohymenophorea, Peniculida, Parameciidae. Gene Ontology annotation, molecular function: DNA binding; protein heterodimerization activity; structural constituent of chromatin. Gene Ontology annotation, cellular component: nucleosome. The record is from RefSeq and is a predicted model, not a curated record. The transcript has a single exon.